Messenger RNA from Lecanosticta acicola, 1322 nucleotides. NCBI's taxonomy places the organism in Eukaryota, Fungi, Ascomycota, Dothideomycetes, Mycosphaerellales, Mycosphaerellaceae. The record is from the annotation of a GenBank genome assembly.
AUGGCGGCAGAGGACAAUGCUAAGCGGAUAGAAGAGGCGAAGAAGCUGGCCAAGGACCAGCCCAACAAGGCCGAGCAGAUCUACAAGGACGUGCUAUCAAAGCCACCGGGCUCCAACGACAAGGCAGUGCGGGAGUUCGAGAAUGCUCUGAUGGGACUUGGGGAGCUAUACCGGGAUCAAAAGCGAACACAAGACCUUGCCGACCUCAUCCAACAAACAAGAGAUGUCUUGACUUCGUUCGCAAGAGCGAAGACCGCGAAGCUCGGUAUGUCAAUUCGUGGUGACGAAUGUGAUUUCUAUGCUGACUUGUGACAGUGCGCCAGUUGCUCGACCUCUUCACCACCAUCCCAAACACCAUCGAGACCCAGAUCAGCGUCACCAAAUCCUGUAUCGAUUGGGCGGUCUCUCAGCGGCAAGGCUUCCUCCGCCAGAACCUCGAGGUUCGAUUAGUUGGUCUGCACAUGCAGACACAAUCGUACUACGAUGCCCUCACACUCAUCAACAGCUUGCUGAAGGAGCUGAAGCGUUUGGAUGACAAGCUGGUUCUGGUGGAAGUGCAGCUGUUGGAGAGCAGAGUCUACCACGCGCUGGGCAACGUACCCAAGGGAAGAGCAGCGUUGACAGCCGCAAGAACGAGCGCAGCAUCAGUAUACACACCUCCACUCUUGCAAGCUGGCCUGGACAUGCAAUCAGGACAGCUCCACGCCGAGGAUGGCGACUUCAACACGGCAUUCUCCUACUUCAUCGAAGCCAUGGAGGGAUACCACGGCCUGGACGAGUCUACCAAGGCUACAUCCGCACUCCAGUACAUGCUGUUGUGCAAGAUCAUGCUCAACCUCAAGGACGACGUCGACUCGCUGAUGACCUCGAAGCACGCCAUCCGGUAUCAAGGCAAGAACUUGGACGCCAUGAAAGCCGUCGCCCGCGCACACAACAACCGAAGUCUGGAAGAGUACGAGCAGGCACUGCAUGCUUACCGAUACGAGCUUGGAAGCGACCGAUUCAUUGCAUCUCACCUUCGUCGACUCUACGACAGCAUGCUGGAACAGAACCUCAUCAAAGUCAUCGAGCCUUUCUCGCGCGUCGAAAUCAGCCACAUCGCCCAAAUGGUCGGCCUUGAUGUCGGCCAGGUGGAGCGUAAGCUGAGCCAGAUGAUCUUGGACCGGGUCAUCAUUGGUGUUCUGGACCAAGGCCGCGGUGUGUUGGAGGUAUUUGAGGAGACGGAGCGAGACAAAGGCUACGAUGCGGCACUCGACACGAUCGAUAAGCUGGGCAGCGUUGUGGAUGUGCUCUACGCCAACCAAGCAAGUCUGCUGGAGUAA